Messenger RNA from Musca domestica (house fly), 3421 nucleotides. RefSeq names its product ankyrin repeat domain-containing protein 13C. Gene Ontology annotation, cellular component: cytoplasm. Gene Ontology annotation, molecular function: protein binding. NCBI's taxonomy places the organism in Eukaryota, Metazoa, Arthropoda, Insecta, Diptera, Muscidae. The record is from RefSeq and is a predicted model, not a curated record. The transcript is spliced from 2 exons. The coding region runs from base 135 to 1892 and encodes 585 amino acids.
AACGCUUUUUUAAUUGUUCGGUCCAAGAUGGCGAGAAAAAUUAAAGGAACAACAGAUCAAGAGAAAAUAGUGUAAUAUUGAAUAAAUAAAUUUGUUUUUUUUUGUUGUUUGGUAGCCGCCAACAACUGAAUAAUAUGUCUAAGGCAAAAGAAACAAAAAAGAAUAAAAAUAAUACGACCAACAGCAGCAGCACCACCAACACCAACAAUACCACAAUGAAACAAAGUGUAAACGGCCAAGAAACGAUGGAGACAACGUCGACGGCGGCAGUAGUAACCAAAAAUUCCAAUCAACCAGAUAGAAAAAUAAUGGAAAAGUGUGAGAAUGUCAUACAAUUUGCCAAAGAUUUGGAUACAGAGGAAGACAAUGACGAUGAGGACGACGAUGAUGAUGGUAGUGAUCAAUUUCAUUCCGCCCCCACCACACCUACCAGAUCGAAUAGUUCGUUGAAAUCCUUUUGCACGCAGCAGCAGUCUCAGCCAACUUCAGGAAGACGUGAAGAGAAGGAAAGUGGUGCAAAAACGACCACGACCACUUCUGGCGAAGCGUUGCCUUUACACAAAUGCAUCUUUUUAAAUGACAUUGCCGAGCUGAAGAAACUUCUGCAGAGUAAGCGUGAAAAUCUGUCGCUGAAGGACAAGCAUGGCAAUACGCCUUUGCAUUUGGCCGUUAUGUUGGGCCGUAAGGAAUGCAUAAAACUGCUCUUGGACUAUGAUGCCACGGUAAAGAUAAAAAAUAAUGAAGGUUGGACAGUGCUGGCAGAGGCAAUAUCCUAUGGGGAUAGGGAUACGAUUGGUUUGUUGUUGAAAAAGUUGCGACAACAGUCGCGGGCGCAUUUGGAAUCACGGAGAUCUUCAAUGAUCAAGGGGCUGAAGCAGAUACAAGAUUUCUAUAUGGAGCUCAAGUGGGAUUUUACAUCAUGGGUACCGCUGGUGUCUCGCAUGUUACCCUCCGAUGUGUGUAGGAUUCACAAGUGUGGCACCUCGCUGCGUUUGGACACCACUUUGGUGGACUUCAAUGAUAUGCGCUGGGAACGUGGAGAUAUUUCGUUCAUCUUUCGUGGUGACCAUCCCAUGAAUCAUUCCAUUACGGUGCUGGACAAUGAAUAUCAAUGCUAUCAGCACAUACACUAUGAGGAUUCCGAUAUUGAUGAUGAAGUGGACAUUUUAAUGUCCAGUGACAUUUUGGCAGCCCACAUGUCCACAAAGAGUAUACAGUUUGCACGAGCCCAAACCGGCUGGAUAUUUAGGGAGGAUCGCAAAGAAAUGGUGGGCGGACAAUAUCAAUCGGAACUGUAUUCUGUACAGGGUCUGGUGUUAAAACAACGUAAACGUCGCGAACACUUGACCCAGGAUGAUAUACAAAAGAAUAAAACCAUGUUGGCUACCAUGUCCCAGGGUCGUCGUUCUAGUCUUACGAACAGUAAUAGCAAUUCAACAGAUGCCAGUUCCACCAAUGGUUCAAAUCACACCAUAGAAGUUGUGCGGCGCUCCUCAUUGCCACCACCACCAAAGCCCUCCAUAUCGUGGGAACAAUACAUAAAUGCCGAGACUGGUAAAUGCCCCCAGCUGGGGCGACCACCCGUCCACAAACAAUCCAAUAAAUCGCUGAAAGCCACUGUUGCCAUGUCCAAAGAUUUUCCCCUAUCCGUCGAAAUGUUACUGAACAUCUUGGAGGUAAUUGCGCCGUUCAAGCACAUCAAUAAGCUGCGGGAGUUUGUCAAUUUGAAAUUGCCUCCCGGCUUUCCGGUCAAGGUGGAAAUACCGGUGCUGCAUACGGUCACGGCAAAGAUAACAUUUCAGAAAUUUGAAUUUCGUGACAAUAUAUCACCGUCGUUAUUUGAAAUUCCGAAAAAUUAUGUUGAGGAUUCAAGGCGUUUUCCAGACUUAUGACCUGGUGGUGGGGAACAGCAGCAACAGCAACAGACGGGUCAAACUCAACAGAAAGCAGGUGCUGCUAAUGGUGGGGAUAUGACCGCCGAUGUCAAUCGUAAUAAAAACGAUAGAUUUUAAAUUACAACAAAAAAAAAAGACAAUCUAAAGAGUGGGAAAACAAACAACAUCAGCAACUACAACAAUAAUCCUUUAGAGAACAGGGAUUUCACAUAAUUAAAUAUAAAUUGACAACAAAACAACAACAACCCAGAAAAAAAAGAAAAUAAAAUCUUCAAAAAGAAAAACAAUAACAACAACACAUGGAAAGAAGAUAAAACAAAUUGAGGCAUUUUUUCGCAACUAGUUUGUAUUUGAUAAAAAAAAAGAAACAGAAAAAAAAACAACCCAAUUAAAUGUAACGUAUCAUCCUGCAUCUCAAUACAAAUCUUUUAUAUAAAUUCACAAUCUUACACACACUUCAUCUCCAAAAAUCUCAAUGCCAAAUAUGAAAGGUAGCAACAGCCACUAACAGAAACUUUAAACAUUUUUCAAAUAUCAAUCGGAAUUAUAUUCUGUACAGGGUUUGGUGUUGAAACAAUGUAAAUGUCGCGAACACUUGACCCAGGAUGAUUUCCAAAAAAAAAAGAAAUAAAACCAUGUUGGCCUCCAUGUCCCAAGCUCAUCGUUCUAGUCUUACGAACAGUAAUAGCAAUUCAACAGAUGCCAGUUCCAUCAAUGGUUCAAAGCACACCAUAGAAGUUUUUCAAAUGAAAUUGUUCUCAUAUCAAAAUCAUGGCUUCUAUAUAGUAAAAAUUUCUUCACUCUUUACCUUUAGAAUUUCUUACUCCCCAAAAUACCUUCUUGUGUGUCUUAAAUAUUUUUCCUUAAAUUUAUAAAUCAGACAUCAAACUUUUACCAAAAAAAUUGUACAAAUUGUCCAAUUCUCAUAUGAAAAACGAUCAAGACGUUUACUUUAAAAAAUUCAACAAUUCCCUCACCCUUUACCAUUUUGAUUUCCUGCUUAUCAAAAAACUUUUAUGUCUGUCUGCAAAUUAUUUUCAUAAAAUUUGUAAAAGAUGAUCAUCACCAAUCAAACUCCAAGAUGAUCCAAAUAAAAUUUUUCAAAAAAAAAAAAAAAAAAAUCGAGGCAUUUAUUUUAAAAAAAGAAUCGAAGUUCUCUCUGGUUACUAUUUCUUUCUUCAACAACUUUUUGCAAUAUUUCAAAGAAGUUGUUCAAAAUAAAUGUUGUGCGUUUGUCAAAUCAUCAAAAGUGGUUGAAAUCAAAAAAAUCCAAAUUCUCUCUGAUACCUAUUUUUCCUCAACAACUCAUGAAAAUGUUUCUACGCCUUCCUGGCUUCCAAAUUACCAUUCUCGUUAAACUUUCAUAUUCUGGCAUUGAUUUACAAACACUUGCCUUUCACAUCGUUUCAAACUCUAAUUUCACAAAAUAAUGAUUGUUUCCUAGACUCUCUCUCUCUCUCUCUCUCUCUUAUACACAUCAUGAAUAUCAUCUCUCUCACUAAAAGCUGCAUUAUCACUAUACUUAU